This is a messenger RNA of Lasiosphaeria miniovina, 1242 nucleotides long. Its product is annotated as NUDIX hydrolase domain-like protein. Gene Ontology annotation, cellular component: cytosol; peroxisome. The record is from RefSeq and is a predicted model, not a curated record. The coding region runs from base 1 to 1242 and encodes 413 amino acids. The transcript is spliced from 2 exons. Gene Ontology annotation, biological process: NAD+ catabolic process; NADP+ catabolic process. Gene Ontology annotation, molecular function: NADH pyrophosphatase activity; metal ion binding. Lineage: Eukaryota; Fungi; Ascomycota; Sordariomycetes; Sordariales; Lasiosphaeriaceae.
AUGCCGACCCCCCUUCUCCCCGUCCUGGUCGACGAGGAUUCGAUGCUGUCCCAGAAGUUUGGCCGCGAGACAGCAAACUACUUCUCGGGCAGCCCGCUCAACCGGCUGUCCUUCCUGCGCACCGACCAUGACUUCCUGCGCGCCGCCUUUGCGCACCCGUCGGCCGCCGUGCUGCUGAUGAACAGCCUCUCGCCCCUGGUACAGCCGGACGCGUCCCAGCUGGCCAUUGCGACCGCCGACGACGUCCUGCACCUGACCGGCCCAGACCCCUUUGGCAAGAAGGAGGACGAGCUGAUCGGCGACUUCAACUCAGAAGACACGCAGACCGUCGUCCUCUUUCUCGGUAUCGACGAGAAGGGCGAGCUGCCGUCGCACAACGACGUACAAGACACGUUCGCGUACAAGAACUUCAGGGGCACCCCGUACUUUGCCAUCGACGUCACCCCGCGCGGCACCCUGGCCGACGCCGCCAACGCCCUGAUCACCGCCGUGCUGGAGAAGGGCUUCUCCUUCCACGACGCAUCCCCGAGGGCUAUGGGGCUGGAGGCCGGCCAAGCGGCAACGUAUGGACAGGCUCGUGCCCUACUCGACUGGAACGCGCGGAACCCGUUCUGCGCCCAGUGCGGCCAGCGCACGCUCUCCGUCAACGCCGGCACCAAACGAGUGUGUCCGCCGACGGACAAGGCGACCGGCGCCGCCGUGGACCGCCUGCCGUGCGCGACGCGGGGCACUGUGUCCAACCUCAGCUUCCCGCGGACCGACCCCACCGUCAUCAUGGCCAUCAUCAGCGCUGACGGCUCCAAGGUGCUGCUGGGGCGGCAGCGCCGCUGGCCAAAGUUCUGGUAUUCUACUCUAGCCGGCUUCCAGGAGCCGGGCGAGUCGAUUGAGGAGGCGGUCCGACGCGAGGUGUGGGAGGAGAGCGGCGUGCGCGUCGGUCGUGUCGUGUUACACUCGUCACAGCCGUGGCCGUUCCCCGCGAGCCUGAUGAUCGGCGCCGUCGGCCAGGCGCUAUCGGGCGACGGCGAGACCAUCUUCCUCGGCCACGACGCCGAGCUCGAGGACGCCAGGUGGGUCCCGCUCGAGGAAGCCAGGGAGGCCCUCGCCAAGGGCGUCAGCAACCUCGGAGAGCCCGCCCCCGAGGGCUAUGCCAAGGGCAAGCUGCGCCUGCCGCCACCGCUGGCGAUCGCGAACCGAUUGAUAACGUCAGUCGUGGAGGGCUGGUGGGUCCCGCCCAAGAUAUAG